UAAUUAUGCCUAGAGCAAAACAAUCAAAGAGGAGAGCAGCUUCGGUUAAAUCCUCCAGUUCGGUAACUGUGCCAGAUCCAGUAGUCAUACCUGCAAAAAGGAAACGGACACAAAAAAGGUCACUAACAGCAUCAACUUUACCCGAAAAUAACAUUUCCAUUGAAAAUCAAGAACAAUCUUCCACAAGUUCUCCUGAAAAAAUGCCUACUGCAGACGAAAUUGCUUUGGCUUUACUUAAUCGUAUGCGGUCGAAUGAACCAACAUCUCAAGAACCAACAUCUCAAUAUCAGCCGUCACUAGCUGAGUUAGUUAACCCACCAGCACAGCAAACUCAACCAAGUACCUCUACAACGAGAAACCAGCGAUUAGUUAUUUCACCAAUGCCUAGUUCUUCAUCAACCGUCAUGAACACUGUUUUACAUCCAGCUAACACCAGCCUGCUUCAUGACAAUACUUCGAUGCCUGAACCAUUGAACUAUAAUUUAGACUCACAGAGGGAAGGUACUACUCCUAUAACAUUUAGCUCUGUAAAUUUAGUCAAGAACUCCUUGCCUUUAGCAUAUCAUGUAAAUGAAAAAAUUAGAAAUAUUAUUUUCAAUAAUGAGUAUGUAGAUUUUACUGCCUUACUGCCACAAACUCAAUCAACUGAAGAAAUUCAUGUAAUUGCCACUGGUGUCAAACUUAUGACAACUUCCAAUUCAAACACAAAAGCAAUUUCAAGCAUGCACCAGUGGAAUAACGCGUUUGAUAUAUUUUUAUCGAUUUAUCUUACUAAGUAUCCGCACAUGAUGUUAGAUCUGAUCAAGUAUGGAAAUAAUAUGAGAAAACUUGGUUAUGAGAGUGGCUUUCAGGCAGUAAAACUUUAUGAUGAAGAAUUUAGAAAGCUUAGAGUAGUUCAUAGGUUAGAUUGGGUCAUUUUGCACGAUGAAUUAUACCGUUUGGCUACGGCUAUAAAACAUUCAGGCAAUUUUCAGCAACAUUCUCAGUCGUCUGGUUCAAAAACCAGCAGGUCGCCCUUUCUCGGUAAAACCCAACAGAAACAAGGUAAAUACCCAAACGGUUUCUGUUGGAGAUUCUGCGACACUGGUAUGUGUGGAAACAAAGCGUGCAAACUCAAACACCAAUGUGUUCACUGUGGACAAAAACAUGCUUCAGACAUCUGUAAUAAACGACCAACAGGUGGUAAACCUUCCAACUCCAGUUAAACUGGUUAUGCUUAGUAAAUACUUAGAGCUUUAUGAUCCGGAACUAAGAGAAUUUUUGAUUAAUGGAUUUACAAAGGGCUUUAAUUUAGGUGCUACUGGUGAAAACAUUUCAUUUCUGACUUGUAAAAAUCAUCAAAGUGCGCUGGAUAAACCUGAAAUUGUGACGGGAAAAAUAGAAAAGGAAAUUAAGAAAGGGCGGUAUAGAGGUCCUUUUAAUUCGCCCCCCUUUUCUAAUUUUAUUUGUUCCCCAUUGGGUCUUGUACCGAAAAAAGAAGCAGGUCAAUUCCGUGUUAUACAUGAUUUGUCAUUUCCUAAAGGAAAUUCUGUCAAUUCGUCAAUCCCUGCUGAAUAUACUUCGGUAUCUUAUGAAAAUAUUGAAAAUGUCAUUCAUCUAGUUCAAAGUCAAGGUCAUAAAGCCCUUAUGGCACGUGCGGACGUUGAAAAUGCAUUCCGUUUAUUGCCCAUAACUCCAGAAGAUUACCAUUUUUUAGGCUUUACAUGGAAUGGUAAAUUCUACUAUGAUACUUGUCUUCCCAUGGGCAUUUCUUCAUCGUGUCAGCUAUUUGAAAAAUUUUCAACUGCCCUUCAUUGGAUAUUAACCAGUUCAUUUGGUAUUUCUAACGUUUCCCAUCUUCUAGAUGAUUUUGUCUUUGUUAGUAAGGCAAGUAGUAAAGCUUGUGACUAUGCACUGCAUUCCUUUUUGAAGUUAUGUGAAACGAUUGGAGUGCCAAUCAAACAUGAAAAAACUCGAUUUCCUACCACGGUUUUAACCAUUUAUGGCAUCGAAAU
Molecule: messenger RNA, 1994 nt
Organism: Mytilus trossulus (common blue mussel)
Lineage: Eukaryota; Metazoa; Mollusca; Bivalvia; Mytilida; Mytilidae
Exons: 1
Coding region: 6-1205 (399 amino acids)
Source: RefSeq, a predicted model, not a curated record